CGUGGCGCGUAUCGUGCGCCCGCGCGGCGGCGGCCGGCGCCAGCGCACAGCCGCUGCGGAUGCUGCGGCGCGCGCACCUGUCGCGCCACCUUCCCACCCGCCGCGCGAGUUCACGUGUGAUGAGUGACAGUGAUCGUGAGCCCUAGGAUAACCUGCGUCUGAAGCAACCCUAGACGGGGCGAUGUUAAGUACGGUGUUAGCGCUGGCGUGCCUGAGCUUGGCGCGCUGCUCGGCGGAGCCCCACGCGGUACGCGUCCACGCGCACAACCCACACACUAGCCUGGAACUUAACGGAGUCCUGGUCAAGAUCGAGGAGAAACUGCGAAUAAUGGAGUUGGUCAGUGCGGCCCAGGUCAAGCAGGCGCGCAAGCUAGAAGUCAUACAGGAUAAACUAGACCGCGUGGAGACCACAAUUUCGUUAAGACUGGAAAGAGCUCAAUUAGCGGCUGAAAGACUGGAACAUAGGAUGCAUCUGCUUCAGUCUAGUGUUAUUACAGCAGUGCAAGACAGUGCGGAUAAAAUAGAACGCAGCGAACAGAAAAUUUUAGAGAUUGCACGAAACCUGACGAACAAUGUAACAUCACACGCACAUUUGUUAGAAAAGGCCAGCGGCGCCUACACCGAGACCUGGCGUCGAGGUUUGAUGCUCGAGUCCCUCAUGCGGGACGGCUUGUCACUAAUAAACGUGACGAGACGUGAACUAGCCGAAGGGCUCCGCGCUCUUGCCAGGAGGCAGCGGGAAGCGCGGCUGUCAUCAACGGAUAUAGAGAACGCCUUCUCGAAAAAACUUAAUGAAAACACUAAUAAGAUCGAAAUGAAGAUGCAGGAGAUGGUGGCAACACAAAAGCGUUUCGUGGACUCCUGUCAACGAGUGCAGCGUGACGACCCCGCGCACGUAACCGACGUGCUGGACAAAUUGAUCGACUCGCUUAUCGCUAAAACCAAUGCCACAUUCCAAGAGCUGCAAGAAAUUAAGAUCAACAUGCGCAGUCACGAUUACAAAGUAAUGAAGAUGCUCAGCCCUGCGCGGCCUCAGAGCGACGCAACCUGUCGACGUCUAGAGACAGUGUUCCGCAACGUGUCUCGCGCGUCCUUCAAAGAAACGGAGCUGCAGCAGCUAACCGAGAAGUUCAUCGCGCUGACGGAACGCGCUGACGCGACGUUGCAGCGUCUGGAAGAGCGGCUCGGAGACGAUGCUGAGGUGCUCACUCAACCGUCUGAUGUCACUUCGGAAGCGGACCGGUUGUUGAAGAAGCUCAAUGGAAUUAAGAGUGAGCAAGAGGCCGACGAUGAAUACUGGGGGACCGAUGAUGACAAAGAGUAUGACUAUGAUGAUGAAGAUAAUGAUGAUGACCAAAACGUCAUCGUAAAGUCUCGUCACCACGAUGAUAUACGCUCGGCGCGCCGGAGACAUCUGCACAAACACCCUUACGACCGCGGCCCUAAGCGCACGAAGCCUCCUAAGUAACCAUUUAUGAUAAUUAUAUACAUUUAUUAUAACCAUAUG
Messenger RNA from Leguminivora glycinivorella, 1507 nucleotides. RefSeq lists its product as uncharacterized. Bases 182 to 1468 code for a protein of 428 amino acids. The transcript is spliced from 10 exons. NCBI's taxonomy places the organism in Eukaryota, Metazoa, Arthropoda, Insecta, Lepidoptera, Tortricidae. The record is from RefSeq and is a predicted model, not a curated record.